Messenger RNA from Neltuma alba, 619 nucleotides. RefSeq lists its product as uncharacterized. Bases 67 to 312 code for a protein of 81 amino acids. The transcript is spliced from 2 exons. The record is from RefSeq and is a predicted model, not a curated record. NCBI's taxonomy places the organism in Eukaryota, Viridiplantae, Streptophyta, Magnoliopsida, Fabales, Fabaceae.
AGUCAGCUGCUGUGGCGAAGGAGGCGAGGGACACCGGAAGUUAAGGAAAGUCGCGUGAGCGAGAAAAUGAGCGGCGACACGAAACCCAACAAUGGUGGGAACGUCGGAGGCGGAUUUAGGGCAAGGAUGGAUCACUAUCUUUACAGUGGGGACAAGAAGCAUGUCAUGGUUGGCUUAGCUCUCAUCACCGUCGUCUUCGGCGUCCCUUGGUACUACAUGAGCAGAGGGACCAAACAGAUGUCUCAUCAAGACUACUUGGAGAAAGCUGAUAAAGCAAGGAGCCAAAGACUCUCAUCUGGCUCUGCUAAGUGAUCUUAUACUGCAUUUUUUUAUGUAGGUUAAUCAAUAAUAUCCCAGUUAGACCACUUAAUAGUCAGCGCUUAAAGGCGUGACAACUUUUUAUUAUAUCUCCUUUUUCUUCCUCCGGCUUUUUAUACGGCAGAGAUGUUCUUCUUUCUUGUCUGUCUUAGUAAUGUGGUCCAUGUAGCAUUUCUCAUUGCUUUGUUUGUUUGCUGCUGAAAUAUGUUGUUCGAGAGUACUGUCCAAAUGUCUACACUACACGUCGAUAUAAAACUUGGAACCUUUGUUGAAGGGGUUCAACUUCUUUCCUUUACCACUU